AUGUCGGAUACAAAUAAAAGUGAAAACGAUGCUGCUGAGCUUCUUUCCUCGUUGUCUCUCAACAAGGAUGAUAAAGUCAAAACCGAUGAACAUAAGACGGCUGAAGAGCCUAAGAACUUGACUCAAACUCUUGUGGAUGAACCUAACCAAGAAGCAAAGUCUGAAGAGUCCAAAGAGGAUUCCAAAUCUGAAGAACCAAAGGAAGAGACAAAGGUCGACAGUAACUUGAUUCAAUCAACUUAUGAAGUGCAAGUCAAGUUGGCAGACUUACAAGCUGAUCCAAAUUCCCCGUUAUAUUCUGUUAAGUCUUUUGAUGAAUUGGGAUUGUCUGAAAACUUACUAAAAGGUUUAUAUGCCAUGAAGUUCACCAAACCCUCAAAAAUUCAGGAAAAGGCCUUGCCACUUUUACUCUCUGAGCCACCAACAAACAUGAUCGGACAGUCCCAAUCUGGUACUGGUAAAACAGCUGCUUUCUCCUUGACCAUGUUGAGCAGAGUCGAUGUAAACUUGAAGGCUCCACAAUGUGUUUGUUUGUCCCCAACCAGAGAAUUGGCCAGACAAACCUUGGAUGUUAUUGAGACGAUGGGUAAGUUUACCGGUAUAACCACCCAGUUAAUCGUUCCAGAAUCCACCAAACUUGGUGAAAGAAUCGAUGGACAAAUAUUAGUGGGUACUCCUGGUGUGAUGGUGAACUUACUCAAGAAAAGAGGUGUAUUGGACCUUAAGAAUGUCAAGGUUUUCGUGUUGGACGAAGCUGAUAAUAUGUUGGAUGGUCAAGGUUUGACUGACCAGAGUGUCAGAAUCAAAAAGAUGGUACCUAAAACUUGUCAGUUGGUACUUUUUAGUGCUACUUUCCCAGACCAAGUGAGACAAUUUGCCGAGAGGUUCGUUCCUAAUGCCAACACCUUAUCUUUGAAACAAGAAGAGUUGAAUGUUGAUGCCAUCAAACAAUUAUACAUGGACUGUAAAGACGACAACCAAAAGUUUGAGAUGUUACUCGAGUUAUACGGAUUAUUGACCAUCGCCUCGUCUAUCAUCUUUGUUGCUAGGAAAGCCACCGCAAAUCAAUUGUACAGUAAGAUGAAGAAAGAGGGACAUAAGAUCUCGGUGUUACAUUCGGAUUUGGAUAACAGUGAGAGAGACAGAUUAAUCGACGAUUUCAGAGAAGGCAGAUCCAAGGUGUUGAUCACCACCAAUGUCUUGGCCAGAGGUAUUGAUAUUGCUUCAGUUUCUAUGGUGGUUAACUACGAUUUGCCAACCGAUAAGGAUGGUAAACCAGACCCUUCCACAUACUUGCACAGAAUUGGAAGAACCGGUAGAUUUGGUAGAACCGGUGUGUCUAUAUCUUUUGUACACGACAAAAAGUCUUAUGAUACCUUGACCGCCAUCAAGAAUUACUUUGGUACUGGUAUCGAAUUGACUAGAGUACCAACAGACGAUUUAGACGCAUUGGAAGAAAUCGUCAAAAAGGCUUUGAAAAACUAG
Yamadazyma tenuis ATCC 10573 is the source of this 1485-nucleotide messenger RNA. RefSeq names its product ATP-dependent RNA helicase (gene DBP5). Gene Ontology annotation, biological process: poly(A)+ mRNA export from nucleus. Gene Ontology annotation, molecular function: ATP binding; RNA helicase activity; RNA binding. Lineage: Eukaryota; Fungi; Ascomycota; Pichiomycetes; Serinales; Debaryomycetaceae. Gene Ontology annotation, cellular component: cytoplasmic stress granule; nucleus. The record is from RefSeq and is a predicted model, not a curated record.